Molecule: messenger RNA, 2061 nt
Organism: Mercurialis annua (annual mercury)
Lineage: Eukaryota; Viridiplantae; Streptophyta; Magnoliopsida; Malpighiales; Euphorbiaceae
Product: BTB/POZ domain and ankyrin repeat-containing protein NPR1-like
Exons: 4
Biological process (GO): defense response to fungus; regulation of jasmonic acid mediated signaling pathway; regulation of salicylic acid mediated signaling pathway
Cellular component (GO): nucleus
Molecular function (GO): protein binding
Source: RefSeq, a predicted model, not a curated record
UUUUCAGUUCUGUGUUUGCUUGAAAGUGAAAGAUGAAGCUUCUUGAGUUAUGUUGUGGGCAUUUUAGAUCUACAAUACCUUUUUCUUUUCUUCUACUUUUAUAUUCAAUGGCCACCAAUUCGUCCUGCUUGAGCUUCGCUUCAUCUUCCCACACAUCCAAUUGCAGCGUUGAGGUACUCAGUCUAAGCAAGCUUAGCUCCAAUUUAGAGCAGCUAUGGAUUGAUCCCGCUUCUUAUUACAGCGAUGCUCAAAUUGUUGUCGAGACUCAACCCCUUGCCGUCCAUUGAUGUAUUCUCGCCGCCAGAAGCUCUUUUUUCCGUCACUUGUUUAAGCAACCCAAACCCCAGUAUUGCAUCUCUGAUUUCCUACCUUACGGCAACGUUGGAUAUGAAGCAUUCACCAUUUUCUUGAAUUAUAUCUAUACUGCCAAACUUAAUCCUUCACCUCUCGACGUCUCUACCUGUGUUGAUUCCCUAUGCGCUCACCAUGCCUGUCGACCUGCCAUUGAUUUUUCUGUGGAAAUGCUAUACGCCUCGUCCAUUUUUCAAGUACCCGAGUUGGUUUCGCUCUUUCAGAGACGGCUUCUUAACUUUGUUCAUAAGUCUCAUGUCGAAGAUGUAAUGUCGAUACUCGUUGUCGCCUUCCAUUGCCAAUUGAAUCACCUUCUUACUCAAUGUGUGGCUAGAAUAGCAGGUUCGGAUCUUGAUAACAUCUCAAUAGAGAAAGAGCUUCCGUAUGAAGUUUCGGAGGACAUUAAACUGCUACGCCUUUCUGAUGAUGGCCACAAUGAGGAGCCUCUGCAGGAAAAGAGCAUUAGAAAAAUUCACAGAGCGUUAGAUUCAGAUGACGUUGAACUGGUUGAACUUCUCCUCACAGAGUCUAAUGUAACACUCGAUGACGCCAAUGCUCUUCACUAUGCUGUUGCAUACUGUAAUCCCAAGGUUGUGUCUCAGGUGCUCGCCCUUGGUCUUGCUGACGUCAACCUUAGAAAUCCACAAGGGUACACAAUCCUCCACAUUGCAGCAAUGCAAAAAGAACCAUCUGUUAUAAAAUCUUUGCUGACGAAAGGGGCUUGCGCGUUAGACAUUGCAUCAGAUGGGCGAACUGCUGUUAACAUCUGCAGAAGGUUGACUAGGCCUAAAGAUUAUCAUGCUAAAAUGGAGCGUGGUCAAGAAGCAAACAGGCAUCGGCUAUGCAUUGAUAUUUUAGAGAGAGAAAUGCGGAGGAUCCCAGUGGCAGGAGAUGCUUCUAUCACUUCCCAAUUAACACCUGAUGAUCUGCACAUGAAGCUUUGGUACUUGGAGAACAGAGUGGCAUUUGCACGUGUACUCUUCCCUAUUGAAGCCAAAGUAGCCAUGUACAUUGCUCAUGCUGUGACGACAUCUGAGUUUGCCAGCCUUUCUGCAUCCAAAAGCUCGAGUGGGAAUUUGAGAGAGGUUGACUUAAAUGAAACACCAAUUAUGCGAGAUAAAAGGCUACAUUCUAGGAUGGUAGCCCUUAUGGAAACAGCAGUGGAAAUGGGUCGACGUUAUUUCCAUAAUUGCUCGGAAGUUCUUGACAAGUUUAUGGAAGAUGACCUUCCUGAUCUGGUUUACCUUGAAAAGGGAUCGGCAGAUGAACAGAGAAUCAAGAGAAUGCACUUCAUGGAGCUUAAAGAUGAUGUUCAGAAGGCCUUUAGUAAGGAUAAGGCUGAAAGCUCUGUGUUGUCUUCCUCAUCAUCCUCGUCUUCUUUGAAAGAAAGGGCUAACGAGCUUAGAAAAUUAUGAAGAAAUGUAAAUCAAGUCUUCAAUAAACCUUUACUCACGGCAAUCAUGAAUUUCUAUGAGAUUUUGAUAUGUAAGAGUCUUCAAGUAUUAGCUCGGCCUGUAUGAUUUUAGCUAGAAACAAAGUAUAUAUAUAAUGUUACUAACUAUGAGCUAAGCACCAAGCGCAGUGCUAAUAUGCUAUGGAGCUGGUGCAACUUUUACUUGAAGAGAAUACAUAGAAAAGGUUUGCAAGUUAGCUGUUAGAAACCAUGAUAAUGAAAAAUGGCAAUUGAUUCUUUCAAAUUUUGAAUAUUGA